Molecule: messenger RNA, 1116 nt
Organism: Yamadazyma jaroonii
Lineage: Eukaryota; Fungi; Ascomycota; Pichiomycetes; Serinales; Debaryomycetaceae
Source: the annotation of a GenBank genome assembly
AUGGGAGGUAUACGAAAUGAUAAUGUAAUACAGGACAAUGAUAAAAGUAGGAAGGGUAAAGAUUUCUCCGAUACUGUUCAAGGGGAAGAAUUAGAGUUCAGGAAAUCUACACAAGACAAUUUCCCUAUCAAGCAUAAAAUAUCAAUAUUAGGAAGGUAUUCACCACCUCAUGUGCUUUCUAAAUUUUCUCCUGAUCAAUUAGUAAUGAUGUCAGGAGCUGCAUCAGGAUUCUUAGCUGGAGUGGUGGUAUGUCCAUUAGAUGUUGUUAAAACACGAGCUCAAGCCCAAGGAUCAAAGAAUGGGUAUAUCAAGACAUUUAAAGGUAUAGUUGAGAAUGAAGGGUUUAGAGGAUUAUAUCGUGGAUUAGUACCCAUAACUAUUGGAUAUUUACCAACAUGGACGAUAUAUUUUGCAGUUUAUGAAAAGACAAAGAAAUUCUAUCCCACAUUCUUCAAGGAGAACUUCAACAUUGAAAAUGAUUUCCUAGAUCAUUUCUUUUCGGCUAUAACUGCCGGUUUAUCAUCAUCAAUAGCAGUCAACCCUAUUUGGGUAGUCAAGACCAGAUUAAUGAUUCAAAGUACUAGAUCAAAAGAAGGAUUGAAUCAAUUCAAACAAACUUAUUAUAAUGGGACUGUGGAUGCGUUCAAGAAAAUGUACAAAGAAGAAGGGUUAUCAGUUUUCUAUAGUGGAUUAGUCCCAUCAUUAUUUGGAUUGAUUCAUGUAGGAAUUCAUUUCCCAGUAUAUGAGAAAUUGAAAGACCUUUUCAAUUGUAACAUCACCGACUCAACUACAAAUUUACAUCAAAAUGGAAUACUUUCCAGAUUAUUAAUUGCAUCAACAUUAUCAAAAAUGACUGCCAGUACCAUAACAUAUCCUCAUGAAAUCCUCAGAACAAGAUUACAAAUGCAACAUUUACCACAUCACGGCAAGACUGAGAAACAUGGAAUCAUUGAUGUUGGUAAGAAAAUCUAUAAAAAGGAAGGACUUCGAGGGUUUUACGCUGGUUAUGGAGUUAAUUUAAUGAGAACCAUUCCUGCCAGUGCUGUAACAUUAGUAAGUUUUGAAUAUUUCAAGACAUAUUUAUUAGAAAUCAGUGGACAUAGUAAUCAAAUAUAA